AUGAAGGCCACAUACACCGUUCUCGCUACUCUGCUCGGCGCCGCAGCUGCCGGGCCCCUCGACUCGCGACAGCUCGGCCUCUCCCCGGCCGAGGUCACCGAGAUCGGCACGGAUGCCUGCCCCGACUACUACUACGGAGCCCGGGGCAAGUGCGACGAGAAGAUCAAGAUGUGCUUCAAGGCCACGGGCAGCAGCAAGGACAAGGCCAAGGUCACCAAGUGCGUCAAGGCCGCCAACGACAUCUGCCCCGACUCCGACGCGGAGUGCAACGAGCAGGUGAGCUCCUGCAUCUCCGACCUCGGGGCCAACAGCUCCAAGGAAAUGGCGCCGUACAGCCUGGACAAGGGCGUUCUGAAGGAGUGCGUGAAGCAGGCUCAGGAGAAGGCCGCGGGCGAAAAGCCCGCCGAGACCAGCGCGGAUCCCACCCCGCUCGAGAAGCUCAAGGCCAAGCACUGCGCCGGCCCCCAGACCGAGCAGUCGCUGCCCGCGGAGGAGUGCGAGGCGGAGCUGAAGAAGUGCAUCGACCAGGCCAGCAGCGGCGAGAAGCUCGACGAGAGCACGGUUGACGGCUGCAUGGCCAACAAGAGCCCCAUCAUCGGCAAGUGGAAGGAUCUCAUGGCCAAGCACUGCCCCGGCGAGCCCGAGGGCUGCGAGCACAACCUUGCCUCGUGCGCGAAGAUCGAGCCCGGCAAGAAGCUGGACGAGAGCACCGUCGACGGCUGCAUGGCCAACAAGAGCCCCAUCAUCGGCAAGUGGAAGGACCUCAAGGCCAAGCACUGCCCCGGCGAGCCCGAGGGCUGCGAGUACAAGCUUGCCUCGUGCGUCAAGACCAAGCCCGGCGAGGAGCUGGACGAGAGCGCCAUCCCGGACUGCAUGAAGGCGACCCAGGCGCCCGGCGAGAAGGCUGAGGGCCAGUACGCGGCGGCGGAGGGCACCAGCAGCGGCCGUCCCAGCUGCGGUUCCGCUUAG
Molecule: messenger RNA, 969 nt
Organism: Purpureocillium lilacinum
Lineage: Eukaryota; Fungi; Ascomycota; Sordariomycetes; Hypocreales; Ophiocordycipitaceae
Source: RefSeq, a predicted model, not a curated record